GUCAGCCCGCUCCUGGUGCUCUCGAUCCGUGCAUUCUUUCAACAGAUGACCAGUUCCUGCUUCCUUGUGGCCGCUUCGAAAGAAAAGCGCAUCUACUAAGAGGCAGCACAGUGCAUUUGCAGUGGUUGUACCCACUUACAGUACUGACAGACAAGAAGUAAGAAAGUUAGCCUGAGUUUUGUGAAGAACCAAAAAGAAAAGGUUUUUCCAGUUUGCAUAAUAUUUCCCUCAUGGAUAUUUUUCAUAGCAUUACUAUGUGAUGUGAGAAGGUUUUUUUUGAAGUAAACAUGGAUUUUAUACUACAGAAUCAAGAAAAUUGGCAUUAUACGAAAAAUUGAUUUAUAAAAAGUGGUACAGGUUUUUAUAGAUAAACCAUGACAACAUCCUAUAUGAAUGGGCAUGUUACAGAGGAAUCAGACAGCGAAAUAAAAAAUGUUGAUCUUGCAUCACCAGAGGAACCUCGGAAGCACCGAGAGAUGGCUGUCGACUGCCCCGGAGAUUUGGGCGCCAGGCUGAUGCCAGUACGACGAAGUGCACAGUUGGAGCGCAUUCGACAGCAACAGGAGGACAUGAGACGUAGGCGAGAAGAAGAAGGGAAAAAACAAGAACUUGACCUUAAUUCCUCCAUAAGACUUAAGAAACUAGCCCAAAUUCCCCCAAAGACUGGAAUAGAUAACCCCAUAUUUGAUACAGAAGAAGGAAUUAUCUUAGAGAGUCCUCAUUAUGCUGUGAAAAUAUUAGAAGUGGAAGACUUGUUUUCUUCACUUAAACAUAUCCAACAUACUUUGGUAGAUUCUCAGAGCCAGGAGGAUAUUUCACUGCUUUUACAACUUGUACAAAAUAAAGAUUUCCAGAAUGCGUUUAAGAUACACAAUGCUGUCACAGUACACAUGAACAAGGCCAGUCCUCCUUUUCCUCUUAUCUCCAACGCCCAAGAUCUUGCACAAGAGGUACAGACUGUUUUGAAACCAACCCACCAGAAAGAAGGACAGGAAUUAUCUGCUUUGCUGAAUGCUCCACAUAUUCAGGCACUUUUACUGGCCCAUGAUAAGGUUGCCGAGCAGGAAAUGCAGCUAGAGCCCAUUGCAGAUGAGAAAGUUUAUGAAACCGUUGGCCAGUAUGGAGGAGAAACUGUAAAAAUAGUUCGUAUAGAAAAGGCUCGUGAUAUUCCGUUGGGUGCCACAGUUCGUAAUGAAAUGGAUUCCGUCAUCAUCAGCCGAAUUGUAAAAGGAGGAGCUGCAGAGAAAAGUGGUCUCUUACAUGAAGGCGAUGAAGUUCUAGAGAUUAAUGGCAUUGAAAUUCGGGGGAAAGAUGUCAAUGAGGUUUUUGACUUGUUGUCUGAUAUGCAUGGUACUUUGACAUUUGUUCUGAUUCCCAGUCAACAGAUCAAGCCUCCUGCUGCCAAGGAAACAGUAAUCCAUGUUAAAGCUCAUUUUGACUAUGACCCCUCAGAUGACCCUUACGUUCCAUGUCGAGAGUUAGGUCUGUCCUUUCAAAAAGGGGAUAUACUUCACGUGAUCAGUCAAGAAGACCCAAACUGGUGGCAGGCCUACAGGGAGGGGGAUGAAGAUAAUCAGCCCCUAGCUGGACUGGUUCCAGGGAAGAGCUUUCAGCAGCAAAGAGAAGCCAUGAAGCAAACUAUAGAAGAAGAUAAGGAGCCAGAAAAAUCAGGAAAAUUAUGGUGUGCAAAGAAGAAUAAAAAGAAAAGGAAAAAGGUCUUAUAUAAUGCUAAUAAAAAUGAUGAUUAUGACAAUGAGGAGAUCUUAACUUAUGAGGAAAUGUCACUUUAUCAUCAGCCAGCAAAUAGGAAAAGACCUAUCAUCUUGAUUGGUCCACAAAACUGUGGCCAGAAUGAAUUGCGUCAGAGGCUCAUGAACAAAGAAAAGGACCGCUUUGCAUUGGCAGUUCCUCAUACAACUCGGAAUAGGCGAGACCAUGAAGUAGCUGGUAGAGAUUAUCACUUUGUUUCCCGUCAAGCAUUUGAGGCUGACAUAGCAGCUGGAAAGUUCAUUGAACAUGGUGAAUUUGAGAAAAAUUUGUAUGGAACCAGUACAGACUCUGUACGGCAAGUGAUCAACUCUGGCAAAAUAUGUCUUUUAAGUCUUCGGACACAGUCUUUGAAAACUCUCCGGAAUUCAGAUUUGAAACCAUAUAUUAUCUUUAUCGCACCUCCUUCCCAAGAGAGACUUCGGGCUUUACUGGCUAAAGAGGGCAAGAAUCCGAAGCCUGAAGAGUUGAGAGAAAUCAUCGAGAAGACUAGAGAGAUGGAACAGAACAAUGGCCACUACUUUGACACAGCAAUUGUGAAUUCAGAUCUUGAUAAAGCCUACCAAGAAUUGCUUAGGUUAAUUAACAAACUUGACACCGAACCUCAGUGGGUGCCAUCCACUUGGCUGAGGUGAAGGAACAGUCAUUCUGUGCAGGAGUGGACUUGUUACGGCAAACUGCCAAUAGGAAGGUGGCCGGUACUUUGGCAAGAUGGAAUGUAAGGUGGGAGGUGGGAGGCGGCAGCAUAAGUUGCAAACCUGUUCUUAGAUCCCUUAAAACUUGUGAGAAGAAAGUCCCCAGAGGCAAUUUGUGCACAGCAUUCUUUAUGCUCUACAGAUGGCAUUAGGGAUUCUUACCUCCUCUGGUGAUUUGUAAAUGGAAGCUUUCAACAAGCAGAGAUUAACUUUAUUAAUCACCUAACUAUAUCUUUUCUGCUUGACUUCCUGUGAAAAACUUUUAUGUAUAUACACAGUAAUCCAUGGCUCAAGUAGUUACAAAUAUUGACAUUAUUUAACACUUAAAUGACUUCCUGGGAAUAUUUGGGGAAACUGUGCAUCUGUGCACUGGGCCAAAAAACAGUAUUUGCUUAAGAGACUGGGUUAGCCAUCAAAAGUACUUUCUGGGAAAAGAAAAAAAAGAAAAAUGUUGCCACUUUGGUUUGAACUACUUGUUAAGCCUUGAAUUCAUUUGUAGGUCUUCUAACUAAAAACAAACACAAAUUCCAUUAGAAGUCUCAGGUUUGGUUUGGUUUGGUUUUUAGCUCCAGCUUUGUGGGUCAGACCACAUACGCAGCAGACUCUAUAUAAUGCAGUUAAAAGUAUACAAAAGUUGGUGAUCUUUUUAAAGAUAUAAUUUUGUGAAAUUUUUGCAAGUGAUUUGAUAGCCUUGCUUCCUUUCUCAGAUCUGAAGAAUACAACAGAGUGUAUAAGGUACAGUGUUUCUUCAUGAUGCAAAUAGUUUUUUAUAUACUCGGGAGAACAUAACACAUUUCAGUUUUUGCAUUUUUAUAUAUGAACACAGUAUUUGUCUAUAACUGUGCUGCAUUUGUAAAUAACUGGAACUCUGUUGAUGAAUAUAGCUGCUAUACUGUAUACUAAUAUUUAAUAGAUCAACAAAUGGUCAUUGAUAAUGCUUGUUCAGCAUUGGAGUAAAUUAAACUAUACACACUAGGGGAGCAGCAUGACAACCGACUUUGAGGUCAGAAGGAAAGGACGACCUUUUAGGAAAAGCAACUGGAGGAAAAGUUAUUAUGCAUAUAGAAACAGGUUUUUCUCCUGACAAGAUCUGCUUUCUGACCAGAAUGCAACAGCUUGUUAAGCUAGUAUGAUUUUUGUACUGUAUAGCUGUAACUUUAAAAUUGUAAUUGGCACGGAAAGUUAAUUUGUCGUCUUUUCAGGCCUAUAAGGACAGAGGAAUGUGUGACAGUCUCAAGUGUGAGAGCCAGGGAUUUAGUUCAGUGGUUCCACCGCCUGCCUCAAAUGUGAAUGCCUUUUUAUUUUUAUGAUGACUUUAGCUACAUUUCCUGUUCCCAAAGCUAAACACUGGAAUAAUACUGACUUACCACGUAAUUUAACACAAGCAGUUGUCAUUAAUGAGUUGUGUGUCUUAAUAUCAUGUAUAUAGUUUUUUUCUCAGCUACAUAAUUUUAUUGGAACAAAUGUAAACAAUGUGUGUGUUGCCUUUUCUGUUCAAAUCUGCAUGGCCUCUUAGUUGACUGGGGAGUAUAUGGAGAUAUUUUCAAGGUAAUUUCUCUUAGGAAGAAAGUAACAUUCAUGGGUCAAGGAGAGGAAUACUGUGUCUCCUCGGGUCUGAAACACUCCAGCUUGUAGCAGGAAAAUACAAAGAUCACACCCAUUUUCAGAUUUGAAAACCAAGGAAUAUAUUUAGCACUUAAUCUUUUCAGUUUUCUGUAGUUUACUUUCUCAGGAAUGAAAGGUAGUCUGUGGUUGACAGUGGAGUUUUGUGAACUACAUCAUGUGACUGGUAACUAUUUUCAAUACUUACAGU
Messenger RNA from Fukomys damarensis (Damara mole-rat), 4275 nucleotides. RefSeq names its product membrane palmitoylated protein 5 (gene Pals1). The coding region runs from base 375 to 2402 and encodes 675 amino acids. NCBI's taxonomy places the organism in Eukaryota, Metazoa, Chordata, Mammalia, Rodentia, Bathyergidae. Gene Ontology annotation, cellular component: adherens junction; plasma membrane. The record is from RefSeq and is a predicted model, not a curated record. The transcript is spliced from 16 exons. Gene Ontology annotation, molecular function: protein binding. Gene Ontology annotation, biological process: establishment or maintenance of polarity of embryonic epithelium; morphogenesis of an epithelial sheet; establishment or maintenance of epithelial cell apical/basal polarity.